Molecule: messenger RNA, 3251 nt
Organism: Gymnodraco acuticeps
Lineage: Eukaryota; Metazoa; Chordata; Actinopteri; Perciformes; Bathydraconidae
Product: melanopsin-A-like
Exons: 11
Coding region: 79-1752 (557 amino acids)
Biological process (GO): G protein-coupled receptor signaling pathway; visual perception
Cellular component (GO): membrane
Molecular function (GO): G protein-coupled receptor activity
Source: RefSeq, a predicted model, not a curated record
GCUAGACCACCUCACAGAGACCAGACACCUCGCCGGUCCACCUCUCAGCCUCUUUCCAUUUACCACUGUGGACCAGGAAUGGAUUCCAGGCUCCUGAUUGGACCGGGGGUCCCCACACCGGACCCGACCGCCCGGGAGCCCUGGAACAUCAGCUCCAUCAGCCCGCACCGGCUCCUGGAGCUGUCUGCUGUCACCACCGCUGGUCCCAUGGUUACAAGCCACCCAUUUCCAACGGUAGACGUCCCUUCCCACGCUCACUACACCAUCGGUGUGGUCAUCCUGAUCAUUGGCAUCACGGGCAUGUUGGGAACUUCCUGGUUAUAUGCUUUCUGCAGGAGCCGAAGUUUGCGGACACCGUCCAACAUUUUCAUCAUUAACCUGGCAAUCACAGACUUGCUGAUGUGUGUUACUCAGACACCCAUCUUCUUCAUUAACAGCAUGCACAAGCGAUGGAUCUUUGGAAAGAAAGGUUGUGAAAUAUACGCCUUUUGCGGAGCGCUGUUUGGUAUCUGCAGUAUGAUAACACUGAUGGUGAUUGCGGUGGAUCGGUACGUAGUGAUCACCCGGCCUCUGGCCUCCCUGGGGGGGAUGUCUCGCAGGAAAGCCCUGUGCAUCCUGGCUGCUGCCUGGGUCUACUCCGCAGGGUGGAGCCUGCCCCCCUUCUUUGGCUGGAGUGCUUAUGUCCCAGAAGGUCUGAUGACGUCCUGUUCCUGGGAUUACAUGACAUUUACUCCCUCUGUCCGUUCCUACACCAUGCUGCUCUUUAUCUUCGUCUUCUUCAUCCCUCUCUUCAUCAUCAUAUUCAGCUACUUCUGCAUCUUCAGAGCCAUCCGACACACAACCAGAGCGAUAACACAGAUGAACUGUCAGGGAACCAGAGACUCUGCAAAGAAGUUCAAUAAGAUGAAGACUGAAUGGAAGAUGGCAAAGAUCGCACUCAUCGUCAUCCUGCUAUACGUCAUCUCUUGGGCCCCUUACUCGUGUGCUGCCCUCACUGCAUUUGCUGGGCACGCUGACAUGUUGACUCCGUACAUGCACUCGGUUCCUGCUGUGAUCGCCAAGGCAUCUGCAAUCCACAACCCUAUCAUAUAUGCCAUAACACAUCCCAAAUACAGGUCAGCGCUCGGCAGGUAUAUUCCUUACCUCGGGGUAUUGCUGUGUGUUACUGGCAGAGACCGUUUCACCAGCAGUAGCUUCCAGUCCACCCGCCGAUCAACCGUCACCAGCCAAUCAGAGAGCAAAGGCCCCAGCAGGCUUCGCAACUCCUCCCUGACUGAGAGCGAAUCAGCCCGCUUCUCAGACACUGAGGAGGACUUGUCGUCUCGAACGCCUGACAUUUUCCAGUUGUCCGGUGAUACCAAACAGGUGCGCCAUGCCAACAAGAGGUCAAAGGUGAGAGGUCGAAACACAGGAGAGUUUGAAAGCACUGCCGCCCACAACCCCACUGACCCAGCCAUAUGCAACCUCUCACAGAUCACAACGCUGACAGAGCCUGAAGACAUCUCCAUGACAGACAUCGGCCUGCAGCCCACCAGUCAUCAGCCUGCUACUCUGGACAAUGGGAUGGAGGAGUCUGGGCCAAGGAUUGCGUAUACGACAACGCCAUCCGCCAUUGUAACAUCCAUAUCCAGCCCGGCUAUACUGCAUUGUCCCUCAGGUUUCCAUGGCGACUUUAAAUUGACCAAAAGGUACAGCCUGGUUGUCAAGGAGCCCCUUGACAUAGCCAGGAUGGAGACAACUGCAUUACCAUAGACAGCUGAACAGAAGUGCAACAACAGUGUGUACCUAUGUGUGUGUUUCAAUAUUUUACUCUCAAGGAGUUUUAUUUUCCAGCAAGCCGUUUGCUAGUUAUGUUAAGAACCUCUUUUCUAAAAACCACGCACACAUCCCAGUGCCUGAUAGAAUGGGAACUGGAUCAAAGUAAUAUUUAAAAGAUUUAAAGUUUGAGGAAAGGCCUUGUGUUUGAUACAUUAUACAGCGUCAAAAACAUGUCUACUUGGUGUGCCGGUCUAUUUGUUUCAACUGUGCCAGUUAUGGAAACUCAGAAGCAGAGCAUGCUCUUUAUUUAUUUUUGUAUUUCAAGUUCAUUUAGAUAGGUAUUUGCACACACAUAUGUGCGUUUUACUUAUUUCGACAUAUCAAGGUGAUGGUGUAUUUUGGAGCCAGAAGCAACAAAUUAGCCAUAAGAAGACAAUGUUAAAAGUGAAACCUGAAGGGUUGGGUCUUACAUCGGUUCUGAUUGUUGGUUUAGAUUCUCGUCAUAAUGUUUGAGAAGAAGAAACCAAAAUAUGUUUUGGAAAAGGUUUAAGACAAAAACAUAGAGAGCACUGAGACUGGAAAACAAAAUGGGACUACAUUUUCAGGUUGCCAAGCCCUAACGCAUAUGCUGCUUCAUUGUCUCUUUAUAUCUAGAGGGGAUUCAUUUACAAAAUUAACAUCAUGCUUUAUAAAAGAAGAAUUACAACCUGUCAGGAAAAUGAUAACAGAUGCUGGCUGCUGUAUAUUAAAGAGAAUCUAAUUUAAGGAUCUUCGACAUUGGCUUCACUUUUAAGACCUGGAAGUUGUUGCUUAGUUAAAAAUAUUACUGUUAACAAACCACAAGCUAAUUCUGGGGCAAUAUGACUACAACUGGGGUUAUCAAAAAGGUCAUUUAUGAUCCAUAUGUAAACACUAUAUAGGUUAAAGCAUACAUAACUUGCAAUUUUAACAAACGCAGUAGGUAUAUGGUUUGUCCAUUCAUUUAAUUUUAAAAGCAUGCUAUUUAUUCAAUUUAUUUUUCUUAUAAUUAAAUGAUUUCACAAAUAAGUACAAAUCCUUGAUACUCAAUGCAAACAUUUAUCUUGGUUUGAGUUUUAGUUUUUAAUCGGUACCUAAUCAUAUGAGAAUAUACUGUAAAUACAGAUAUUUAAAAUGCAACUGUGAGGCAGUUCCAGUUACAGGAGUUAGCAAAACUGGCCUCGCACAAUGUGAAGAGAGUUGGAGUAAACGAGUAUCUUUUUAAAAAUUAUCAACACUUUUUUUUUCUCAGGAUCUGAAAUGAUAGUAAAGUACUGGAUGUACAUUUAAAAUCUGGCUAGAAAGUGAACUUUAUUUGGAUGCUCAUGUGUGGUGCCGUUUAUACUAGACGCAAGGGCGCCGCCAGGGAUUUUGGGCCCCAUAAAAAUAUAUCACAUCGGUUACUUAAACAUUUUUUUCUAAUGUUCUAAAAUAGAAUGUCCUAACUUUUCACCCCCUUACGGCGCCCUGGGACG